AUGCCGCUGACGCAGCCCCUGCGUUGCAGGCUACGUCCUCUCCACUUAAGGGUUUCCAAUAUUGGAUCCGCUCAACGCCGUAUACUUACCUCUGCGCCUAUUUUAAAGAACCCGGCUUCCUUUCUUUUUCAUUCGAGACCACGUUCCCUUCCUUCCACUUUGAAAAUGACCCAAUCCAGAGGCCAUGGCAGCCAUGGCCAUGGCCAUCAUCAUCAUCACGACAAUACCUACCUCACCUCCUCAAAUAAAAGCGACGCCGGUGUUCGCAUUACUCGCAUUGGUCUCGUCGCAAACCUGUGCAUGGCCAUUGGCAAGUUUAUUGGUGGCUACGUCUUUCACUCUCAGGCCCUGAUCGCCGACGCCUAUCACGCGCUCACCGAUCUGGUCUCCGAUUUCUUGACCCUCGGAACGGUCGCAUGGUCCCUCAAACCCCCCAGUGAUCGAUUCCCCAAUGGCUAUGGCAAGGUGGAGAGCAUUGGUGCUCUAGGUGUGAGUGGGCUGUUACUCUUUGGAGGCAUGUUCAUGGGUCUCAACUCGGGGCAAGUGCUGUUGGCUCAGUUCUACCCCGAGAUUGCGGAAACGGUAGCUCACUCGGGGGUGCUGGGACAUGGCCAUUCACACAGCCACGGGCCCAUUGGUCCCAGCAUUCACGCUGCGUGGUUGGCGGCAGGCUCAAUUGUGGUUAAGGAAUGGUUGUAUCGGGCCACUAUGAAGGUUGCCAAUGAGCGCAAGUCAUCAGUCCUAGCCUCCAACGCCGUUCACCACCGGAUCGAUUCCCUGACGAGCAUUGUCGCUCUAUUUACAAUUGGAGGAAGCUAUGUCUUCCAGGACGCUACCUGGCUGGAUCCAGUGGGCGGACUUCUGAUCUCCUUGAUGGUGAUCAAAGCCGGGUGGGGCAACACCUGCACGUCUCUGUUGGAGCUGGCGGAUACUACGGUGGACGAGGACGUCCGCAGCUCUGUGGAGGAAGCUACCUCCAAAGCCUUGAAGGAAUUGGAAGAGGGACAUGAAGUGAUUGUCCGCGACGUGCAGGGGAUGAAGUCUGGACAGAAUUACUUGAUGGAUGUGGAGUUGGCGGUGCCUGGCGCUUGGGCUGUCAGUCGGUCGCAUUCGAUUGAGACUGCCAUUCGCACCGCCAUUGGUGCUGAUGUUCGUGGAGUGAAGCGCAUCAAGGUCCGUUUCAUUCCAGCGGAACACCAGGAGCUUACCUUCUCGGAUGAGUUCGUUGCGCAAGACAUUGGCGGGGACCCUGAGGCCCACAGCCAUGAUCACAGCCAUCACAGUCAUCCGAAACAACAAUAG
Penicillium salamii is the source of this 1302-nucleotide messenger RNA. NCBI's taxonomy places the organism in Eukaryota, Fungi, Ascomycota, Eurotiomycetes, Eurotiales, Aspergillaceae. The record is from the annotation of a GenBank genome assembly.